AUGUCGGCGUCUCCACCAAGCGGCUCGGCCAAGCGACGGGUCCGCACAGAGGCUCAGAUGAGCCAGAAGCGACUGGCCGACCGCGUCAAGCACAGAGAGAAUCGCCAGGAGCAUAAACUGAGAAUGGAGAGAAUGGAAUCGGAUAUUGCGCAGAUUCGAAAAAAUCUGGAUACUGUUUCUGCACAGUUGAGGACGUUGCCUCAGUUGGGUGCUGAAAUGAUGGCUUCACAACAACAGCAACAACAGCAAAGGUCAAGUCAAAGACAGGCUGGGAAUGUGUUUUCAUCAACAGGUCAAAACCCCGGUGAAGCGUACGAGAUGGAUACUAGCACCGAGACCCCGGACUUCCCCGCAACGCGAUCUGCAACAUCAAACGGCACAGGUAGACCAACACCAGCACAAGCGCCUCAUCCCGAGCCCGAGAUCCAGAUGCCACCACCCGAGGUCAUGUCAAGUUUAUUCCCCACACCAUCGCACGUGGAUUGUCGAUGCGGAGUGCAGCAUCACUCCCAGUCCGACUGUCUCGAGUACCGCAGUUUCGCCAUCCUGUACGAAACCCAUGCAGCGUUUCCCCAGGAUCCUCUUCAUGCGCGAUCCCUGCCUCGGAACCCUUCGUUGCCUAAUAUGACGCUUCACUCGUACGGUGACAACGCUGUCACAUGUUUUCUUACCUCCUUCCUCAAGGGGUUCGAGAUGGCCAGUGUGGAGACUUUGUUUGGCGUUUAUUUCUUUGCCUAUCGACUUAUGAGGUGGCGCUUACAUCCCGAUCCUAUGACGCUCAAGGACGUGCCGCCGUGGCUUCUACCAACCGAGGUCCAAAAUACAUAUCCCCAUCCUGUGAGCAUCGAUUACAUCCCUUGGCCCGAUCUUCGUGACUUUCUCUGUACGAAUCCGCGUAUCAAGUCGAGGCAUUCUGUCAAGAUGUAUCUCGAGUCUUUGCAGCUGAAGUGGCCGCCAGGGUGUUCGCUCAUGACGAUGGAAGGUGGGCAGGUCUGUGUCAGUCCCGAGUUUGAGGCUAUUGCAUGUGAUCUUAAUAACUGGAAGCUGGGACCUCCUUGGUUAGACGCUUUUCCGCGUUUGGUUUCGCUGGUGCAUCCUUAG
Messenger RNA from Fusarium coffeatum, 1101 nucleotides. RefSeq lists its product as uncharacterized. The transcript is spliced from 2 exons. The record is from RefSeq and is a predicted model, not a curated record. The coding region runs from base 1 to 1101 and encodes 366 amino acids. NCBI's taxonomy places the organism in Eukaryota, Fungi, Ascomycota, Sordariomycetes, Hypocreales, Nectriaceae.